UUUUUCAAUUUUUAUAAUCUCUUUCAGCUUAGACAGAGAUUGAGUUAUACAUCUUGAGAUCUCUAUGUAAUCAUGAACCCUCGUUUGAGUAACGUGACUCGCACAAAGCUAUCUCCUAUAUAUAUAACGAGAGAGAGAGACCCACUCAAAACUCCAAACCAGAAUUCUUCUUCUUAUUCUCUCUUAUAGAACUCCAACUUAGAGGAGACAAUGAAGUUUUCUUGCUCAAAACCAGCGUUGUUCACUUGUGCAAUCCUUCUCUUGCUCAUUGUUGCUCAAGAAAACAGAGUUGUUGCAGGACAGUCAUGUGAUCCUAUGCAGCUUAUCCCAUGCGAGGAGGCCAUACUGAAAGGCUCUAAGCCGUCGGAUACAUGUUGCACCAGGCUGAACCAGCAACAACACUGUGUCUGCCAGUACAUGAAGAACCCCAAUUUCAAAUCUUUCCUCGACUCACCAAAUGCUAAAAAAAUCGCCACUGAUUGUCAUUGUCCUAAACCCAAGUGCUAGUCUAUCUUCAUCUUCAGUCUUGUGUUUUCCAUGCUUUAUUGGAUUUGCUGUCGUUUUGUGUCAAGUUUGAUACCCAUCAUGUUUUAAUGGUUUUCUUCAUGGUUCCUACUUUGAUUAAUGAUUUUUCUGCAAGUGUUUGUCUUCAAAAGAUCUCGCUUUCUGUGACAUAAAUCUCAGAUUUACUAAUAAAUAUUUGGCUGAUAAUUCUAUUAAGAUAAGAUCUAUCAUCUAUGUAACAUCCAGUUUCAAUGACUUUUUUUUUUUUGUCAACUGAUUUAUUAGAAUAUUACAUAUUGCUGAGACAUUAUCCUUGCUCUUUUUGCUAACUGAUCAACAUGUUGAACAAAGUUUCUAGGAUCAUGCUUAAAAGUAAAAUUAUUCAGCCUAGCUAAAACAAGGACAUCUUGAACUAUAGUAGAUAUUUCCUUCCAAUUACUUCUUUUGUUCUCUCCUUGCGAUAAGAUGUCCAGGUUGUUAAAUAGCUGCGUGCAGUCACCUAGAAACAUCACAUUCUUAUAAUAUAGAGCAUGUAACUGUUGAACAGCAAGCAAAAUAGCCAUUGCUUCGGCUUGUAAAGCCGCUUCUGUCGGUUCAAUUGCUGAACUGCCUUGGAUGAGUAGAGUGUCUUCUUUGCUAUGCAAGGACCACCCUAUUCCUGCUAGUUCAUUAGAAGUUUUCCAAGAUGCAUCAUUGAUACAAUAAAUAGGGCCGGUGCUGAGAAUCCGGGGGCUUGAAAUAUAUCAGAAAAUGAGGGCCGAUAUUUCAUAACAUAAGUUUACCUUUUAUCAAUUUUUUUAUUUUUUCUUAUUGGUUCUGCUGGUUCAUGUAUAUUUUGGCCCACUUAUUCUAUUAAACUGAAGUAGAAAACGUCCCUUACGGAUAUGUGUUUUUUCCUUUUUUAUAUGUACAUAUAUUUUAAAAAAUUCUUUCUACAGGGCCUAUAAAAAAUGGGGACCAAGGCAAAUGUUUCAGUGGGCUCGGUCCAAAUCCGAUCCAGACAAUAAAUCAUUGUAUCUUCUCCAAUGAUGUCGCUGAUGGAAUUAGGAGGAGUUGGCUGAGAGGGUAACUGCGGCUGUUCCUUGAGUUGGAUAGCUUCAUCCCAUAGUUUCUUAUCCAUGAUAGCUGCUUUAAUAGUAUGGGUGAUAUGCUCUCUCUUAUUUUGGAACAGCCGUUUGUUUCUCAUUUUCCAUAUGCGCCAUCCAAGAAACAAUGCUAGGUUGUUCUUUGAUUCAACGCUUUUUGAUCAAAGGGUAUUAAAAAUGGUAUUUGCAUCACAUAUAAAUUAAAAAUUUACAUCUAUGUGGUCAUUUUAAAUGAUAAUUGCAACACAUAUAAAUAUUUUAAAAUAUUAAAAAUCUUUUUUCACAUAGUUUUUAAUUAUAAUUUAAUUUCAGAUAUUAAAAAUAUAUUGAAUUAUUUUUAGUUUGCAAAAUAGAUCAGAGGUAGUAUAUACUAGUGGUUUGUCCGCGCUUCGCGCGGAAAUUUAGUUUCAAAUUAUAUUUUAUUUAUCAUUUAUUUUCAUGAUUUGAUUAUGUUGUAUAAAAUACUAUUUAUUUUGAUCCUUUUUUAUUUUACUUUUAUCGUUUUUUGGUUGAUUUUUUUAAAUAAUAUUCAGCUUCAUUUUAGUUGAGGGUAACUAAUUUUCAUAAUUAACAAAUUUCAGUGAAGAUAUUCUCAUUUAAUGGUAUAUAUUUUUAUCGAUUUGUUUUAAUUUAGACCACAAUUGAGAUAAUUUUAUUUAUAUUCUUUUUAUACUUUUCCGAUCAUUUAUAUUGUAUCUCUUGUUUGCACUAUAUAUAUAUUAAUAUCCAUAUUAGUAUUUGAUUUAUGCUUGAAGAGUUUUUAGAACUGGAAAAAUAUGGGUUUUUAUUUUACAAAUUUAUUUAAAUACAAUUGCUUUAAAUCUUUUGUGUAUAUUGCAUCUCACUUGUCCUUUCUGUCUGCAGUAGGGCUAUGUAUAAUAUCCAUAUCCAAAAUAUUUAUCCGAACGGACCCGAAAAAUAGGGUAUCAGACCCGGUUGGAUUAUGCCUGAACAUCUGAAUGGGACCAUUUUACAAAAAUCCGAAAAAUCAAAACCAAACCCGACCCGUACCGAAAACUGAAUAAGUAUCCAAACAUAUCCACACAUAAAUAUAUAUAUAAUAUUAUUUUAAAUCAUAUUUAUAAUAGUAUUAAUAAUUAAAAUUAAAAUUGUAAAUCAAUUAUAUUAGUUAUUUUAGGUAUUCAUAGAUAAAAAUAGAUGUUUAGAUAAAAAAAAUACUCAAAUAACAUUAUGUAUAUGGUUACUUUUAGACAAAAUAUCACCAAUUCGAACUAUAUAAAUUGAGUAUUUUUAGGUUUUUGAGUUAUUUUAUAUUAGUUUGAGUAAUUUGGAUAUAAAAUACCCGAGUCGAAUCGAAUAGUUUGGUUAUUUCGGAUAAAAUUCGAACCCACACGGAUCCGGGAGGAUCCGACUUGAACGUGAUUAUCUAUACUAUAUUAAAAGGUUAUACGAGGAGUAGAGAGGAUGUCCACGUUUGUAAAGAAAAUCAUCCAAUCAUUAUGUGACAUCUGUCCACCUUACCGCGUUUCAUUUAUGCUGUUUCCGUUUCUUUGUUAUUGUUUUGGUUUAUAAAGCCCAAUCUUUGAAAGGCAGAGUAAGACGUAUGCCUGAAACGCAGAGUUUUUAAUUCUAUGGUUUCAUCCCAUUCUCUUCUCCGCCGUUGCAAUAUCGUACCCUAGGGUUUUGAUCGAGAUGCUUCAUCUUCUUCCUACGGAUCCAGCAAUCUACCUGUUACAGAUUCUUACUCUUAAAGCCCUUUUUAAAUCCAUCCUCCACGAUGAAGCUCAACGAUUUCUCACUCAAUACUCUCAUCUCUCUUACAAGCGGUGAAGCUCCUCCUACAAAAAAGGUAUGUGUUCUUCCCAGAAACAUCAUUCUCACAAUCCUACUACAUUCCCAUAAACUGUUUUCUAAGAAAUCAAAGUCGAUAAUGGCUAAUUCCUCUGUCUUUCUCGCCGAUUUGAAAGCUAGAAGCUGCACCUCCACCGCCCAAGUCAGUUUGCUUAGGUUCUGGGAAGAUAGGAAUGUUAAGCGCGACGGAGAGGGUCAACAUUCUCCUCAUGGACGCCAAGGCCACUCUCACCUAAGCCACCGUGAACGUCUACCGCUUAAACACAUUCAGGCAUCUUUUCACUGUUGGUUAAGUGUACUCUGUUAGCGGCUUUGAGCUGUCCGGACUUCAAGCUGUCCGACUCUCCUGUGUCGAUCCGGCUCAAUAUUGAGACAGGUUUGAAAGACUUAACCGACCCAGGUUCAAAUUCCUCAAGAACGUUUCAGGUUCUGCAAAGAUGAGUUGCUUGGUCUAGCAAACACCAACACCCAUCUUCCAGGUAAUCCUAUUUUUUUUUUUUUGCAAAUAAGUCAUUGAUAAAUCGAUCCACACCGGAAUCUUGGAUGAGAAUCAAGGUAUUUUGUAAUUUAUAUGUAAAGGCUUAUAUAGUUUAUUUCCUAAUAACACCAGAAACUUCUUUUCUCAUAUAUCCUUCUAGAUAUGAGUUGAUUGAUAAAUUUGUGCAGGAGCAUGGGCUAACUGAAUCGUUCCUCCGUGCCUGUCCUAUUGGAAUGCCUGAUGGAUCAGGCACCAAAUUUUUUAGGUGAAUCCUUAGGCGUUAACGACAAUAACUAGUCGGUUUACUGGAGGAGAAGAAGGAGAUAGUGAGAACAAGAAUGAUAUGACAAAGGAGGUGAAGAGCAAGAACAAGCAAGACAAGCGAAGAAGUAGAAAACUAACGAAUGAGACAUAUUGCGGUCGCUAGGAAUAGGAAGCAAAUGAACGAGCAUCUUCGUAACCUCCAGUCUCUUUUGUCUGGAUCCUACGUUCAAUGGAGAGAUCAAGUGUCGAUCAUAGGUGGAAUAGAGUUUGUGAGAGAGCUUGAGCAACUUCUACAAUGCCUAGAGUCACAUGAGUCGUAUAGGAGGAGGAGGAGGAGGGCUCCGGGAAGAAACAGCUGAGAAUGAGUCGUGCUUGGCUGAUGUGGAGGUGAAGCUGCUAGAGUUUGAUGUCAUGAUCAAGAAACUUUCAAGAAGAAGACCAGGACAACUGAUUAAGACUAUUGCUUUUUUGGAGGAUCUUCAUCUCUAUAUUCUUCACACUUACAUGACUACCGUGGAACAAACAGUCCUCUACUCCUUCAAUGUCAAGGCAAGUUUCACCUUUGUACAUUAUACUCUUAGGCGUUCAUAUAUAUAGUACAUCCUCAUAUAAAGUUUUUUACCCAUAUACUUGGAUUGAUUUAAAUAAAAUAUGCAUAUAUUAGUAACCUACAAGGAAAAGUGGACGUUGAAGGUUUCCUCUCAGCACAAGCUGCCAUAGAUGCAAUUAAGGGCUCCAUGGAUCUUUACGCAGCUAACAUCAAAGCUGGCUUGCAGCGUUAAUGAACAUACCGGUCGAUCUGUUCCUCCAGGUUUGCGUUGAUGCCUUCUCCGGCUCGCUGGAGAACAAACUCACAUGUCUUUUUCUGCAGAGCUAAUGUGUCUGAAAAUGAGAGGCGAACAGGUCUUUAUGAUUAUCAGAGCCAUGAUCAAUAUUCUAAGGCAAGAAACAUGGAAGGAUAAUAUAGAAGCGGGAAUAUCCGAAGGAUUCUUUUACAUGCGUUUGGAGAAAAUCUUUAGCUUAGUGGAUGUCUGACUGAUCAAACUUCAGAGUACGCACCAAGGGGCAAGCCUAUGGAACAUCCCAGAUUCAAUACAUAUCAUACUUGGUGAGACAAUAAGUUUAGAAGAUCACAAACAAGUAACUGUUUUUAGGUGUGAGAGAGCUUCUUGAGUAUGAAUGUUAUAAUAACAAAAAGGGUUGUAUUGCAGCGAUACUAAUGUGGUUGCUCCAUUCAUAUGUUGAAAUGAAUUUUCAGAUUGUUUUUAACUCAGUACGAUAGCUUUGUUUUCAUUUGAAAAAAAUAAAUAUAUUUUUGGUUUAAUUCA
Messenger RNA from Brassica napus (rape), 5471 nucleotides. Its product is annotated as non-specific lipid-transfer protein 2. The transcript has 7 exons. Lineage: Eukaryota; Viridiplantae; Streptophyta; Magnoliopsida; Brassicales; Brassicaceae. The record is from RefSeq and is a predicted model, not a curated record. The coding region runs from base 211 to 507 and encodes 98 amino acids. Gene Ontology annotation, biological process: lipid transport.